AUGUCCUUCUACCGCAAGUACCAGGGCGGGGCGCCCGUGGGCAGCGUCCUCGAGGAGGUGGAGAAGACGCGGCGCAUGCUGAAGCGCCAGUCCGGGUCCGUGCUCGACCCCAACGGCGACUACAUGGCGCGCUGGGACAUGAUCACGACGUUCUUCCUGCUCUUCACGGCGAUCGUGACGCCCGUCGAGGUGGGCUUCACGCGCCAGCUCGGCGGGAACCCGCGCCAGUGGGCCAUCUGGUGGAUCAACCGCAUCGUGGACCUGGUCUUCAUCAAGGACAUCGGCGUCCAGUUCUUCGUGCCCUACGUCGACGAGACGCGCGGGUCCCUCGUCAUCCGGAGCCGGCGGCUCAUCGCGCGGCACUACCUCCGGGGCUGGUUCUGGAUCGACACGGUCUCCGUGAUCCCCUUCGACCUGCUCGACGGCCUGUCGAAGCUCAAGAUCAUGCGCCUCAUCAAGCUCCUCAAGCUCCUCAAGCUCGGGCGCGUCCUGAAAGCGAACCGGACGCUGGCCCGCUGGGAGUCGUCCAUCGCCAUCUCCUACGCGAAGAUCUCCAUGUACACCUUCGCGCUGGGCAUCGUCUUCGUCGCCCACUGGAUGGCCUGCGGCUGGGCCCUCAUCGACACGAUGAGCGACGCGGAGGCGUGGACGUGGGUCAAGCACCUCGAGCUCGUCAAGGAGUCGCCCAUCGACGGCACGCGGGGCUUCCGGCCCGAGUCCAUGCUCCACCGCUACUGCGCGUCGCUCUACUUCUCCAUCUACACGCUCACGUCCAUCGGCUACGGCGACAUCGCGGCCGUGAAUUUGGGCGAGUUCAUCCUGAGCUCGUUCUUCAUGCUGUUGGGCUCCUUCUUCUGGGCCUACACCAUCGGCUCCUUCUGCGCGACGCUGGCGACCAUGGACAUGUACGAGGUCCAGUGGAAGCAGACCAUGGACGAGAUGAACGCGAUGAUGAAGGACCGCCACUUCCAGCCCGCGCUCCGCCGCAAGGUCCGCAUGUUCGUCAAGAACGCGAAGCACCUCCAGAAGGCGGCCAACUACCGGGGCCUGGAGCAGCAGAUGAGCCUCGCCCUGCGCGGCGUCGCGGCCAAGGCGAACCACCGGGGCUGGCUCGCGCGGACCUGGUACUUCUCGCCGCCGUACGUCGAGACCGUGAACGAGGGCUUCGUCGCGGAGAUGUCCCAGUCGCUCCUCCACCAGCUCUUCGCGCCCCUCGAGGCCUACGAGAUCGCCAAGAGCCUGUGCAUCCUCGAGAGCGGCAUCGUCGCGCGCGACGGCCGGCCCGUGUCCAAGGGCGCGGUCUGGGGCCUGGACUUCGUGCUCCGCGACGACGUCGGCCUGGCCGUGCCGUUGGAGCUCGCGUCCGUGAACAUGGGCAGCUCCCUCACCUACGCGGAGAUCAUGAGCCUCCACCAGGACUCGCUCUACGACAUCCUGGACGGCGGCCACUACCCGGAGGUCGAGGACGCGAUCCGCCUCGCGGUCCUCUUCUACCGCAUGCAGCGCGCCAUGAAGCGCCUCGUCAUGACCGUCAACAAGUCGCGCCUCGAGGGCCGCGCGACGGCCCACGACGAGCUCUUCAAGCUCGCGCGCGAGUCCAUGCAGGCGCCGAGGAAGACGCCGCGCCAGAUGCGCCUCGAGGGCGAGCCGUCGCCCCAGCGCGCGAAGGCGGACCUGGCCCCCCUGAAGGGCGAGAAGAAGAGGCUCGACAACGGCGCGGCGCGCUCGGGGCGCGAGAAGCGCAUCCCGACGCCCGAGCAGGCGCCGCGGGCCCUCGAGCCCGACGACGCGGGCGCGCCCGGCCUCGGCGACCUCGGCGCGGCGAUCCUCGCGCCGCCGCCCGCGGAGCCGGAGCCGGAGGCCGAGCUCAAGGAGGAGGCCGACGUCAAGGCGCCCGCGCGGCUCCCGCCCCUCGGCGGCGCCGGCGCCGGCGACCCCUUCGGCGGCGGGUCGCCCCUGGGCUCGCCCGCGGCCCGCGACGCGCCGCCGGGCUUCGCCGCGACGGGCGCCGCCGUCCUCGAGCCCCUCGCGGCGCGGCCGGAGUCGCCGGCCAAGGCCGCGUCCUUCGACGCGCCGCGGCCCGAGUCCGAGCCCGAGUCGCCGAAUAAGGAGCCGCGGGGCGGCUCCUUCGACCGGGCCAAGAAGCCGCGCACGGCCAAGGUCAACCUCGACGACCUCGCGACGCUCAUCCGCGGCGCCGUCGCGGCGGAGAUGGACGCGCGCCUCGGCGCCGACCGGGGCCCGUCGCCGUCGGCCGUCGCCGCGCACGGCGGCCGCCAGUCGCUCGCGCAGAAGCGCGCGGCCCACGGCCGGCCGACGACGGCGUUCCACCGGCCCACGACCGUGGGCAACGGCCUCCGCGCGAGCCCCUUCGGGGGCGGCAUGGUCGGCCGGCGGUCCGUCGUCGCCGCGCGCGACCUGAGCCCGGGGAGCAAGCAGCGGAACAUGCGGCCGGCGGCGGACGUGUAA
Molecule: messenger RNA, 2469 nt
Organism: Aureococcus anophagefferens
Lineage: Eukaryota; Pelagophyceae; Pelagomonadales; Pelagomonadaceae
Exons: 1
Coding region: 1-2469 (822 amino acids)
Biological process (GO): potassium ion transmembrane transport; regulation of membrane potential
Cellular component (GO): membrane
Molecular function (GO): voltage-gated potassium channel activity
Source: RefSeq, a predicted model, not a curated record